Messenger RNA from Nicotiana attenuata, 5826 nucleotides. RefSeq lists its product as uncharacterized. The coding region runs from base 4546 to 5358 and encodes 270 amino acids. Gene Ontology annotation, molecular function: protein dimerization activity. NCBI's taxonomy places the organism in Eukaryota, Viridiplantae, Streptophyta, Magnoliopsida, Solanales, Solanaceae. The transcript is spliced from 2 exons. The record is from RefSeq and is a predicted model, not a curated record.
UCUGCCUGGAAGCCUCCUAUGAACUGUUUUCAUCUCUGAAUGCUGCUCACUAUUAUCAUCUAACAGCACCAACAGAAUUGAGAACCACAUGUACCUUUCUGUCAUAAACUUCGUUUCAUCCUACAAACUGGCAACAGAUGAACCAGUGAACUGUGACUGCUUUCAGGGAAAGCAUGGAUUGGGGGUUAUAGGUCAAUGAAGAUUGCUAUCACGUGCUAAUUAGAUUGAAAAACAUGACUUAUUGACCCCGUCAAGCGAAUUACAUUACUACACCCCCGAUACACCCUUUAGGGGUGUUCAGAUGGUCAGUUCACUUUUCAAUCAAACAUCCGUUCCUGUUUCCAAAUGUUUUGAUUUUUCGUUUUGAGUAACCAAAAUCAUACACUUAUUGACUAACUAUUGGACAUGCGACUGGCUAUUUAUUAGAGGGAUGUAAAGAUGUUGUAAACAAGUUUAUAUGGUUUUCAGAUGACAUAAAUUAUCUAGUCCUCUUCCUUAACAAUUUUACAAUGUCAAAUGAAAUAUAAAGUAAUAAUAUUGUUAUUUGUUCUCAGACCGCACUGGUGGGAUUCAACUGGGUUGUUGUUGUUCUUGUUGUUGUUGUUCCAUGGGAUAUCUCAACCCAUUAAGUGCACCCUGUCGGAGUAUAAUACCUUGUUGAAGACCUUCAUCAUUGGAACUUAAGUAUAUGCAGAACACGUGAUUUUUCUUGUUAAAUUAGACGAAACCAAGCAAACCAAGUGUAGCUCAGCUCAUAUUUACCAAAAGAAAGCCUAGUUGGCCCGAGCUGAAAUAUGAGUGAGGUGAGCCAAGCAUAAGUCGGCUCUACUCAAUGUCCAGGCCAAAGAGUUAAUUUCUUCUCCUGAAGUUGGUGCUAAUUGAAUCUUUAAUCAUGAGCUUACUCAUUCAAAACUCUAAUGAGAUCUCAUCUACAUGCCUUACCUCAACCCUCAUUAAAGUUGGACUAGCCAAUGGGAACACUUGAUAACGUGCCUAUUUCUAAGCAAUCAACAAUAAACAUUUGGUAGAAAAACAACAUACUAGAAUUUCGAAACAAAAUGAACAUUGUUCCCGAAUAGGAUAUAAUUGCAAGAAGCGAAUUAAUUUGCAAUCAAAAAGUUGGAAAUUGACUUCUUCAGAUGAAUUCUGCUACAUAUCUCAAUUUAGCAUAGUUGUUCUAGAAUUAAUAGACACAACAACAACAACAAACCUAGUGAAGUCCCACAAAUGGGGUCUGCGGAGGAUAGUGUGUACGCAGGUCUUACCCCUACCCUUGGGAGGUAGAGAAGCUGUUUUAGAUAGACCCUCGACUCAAGAAGAUGAAAAGCAACACUAGAAACAAGCAACAUCAGCGACAAAGGCCAGAAAGGUAAUAACAGCAAUCUAAGAACCAGAAAAAUGGAUGAAGGAAGCAAUAGCAACAAGCAGUAACAACGGCAAAAUACUAGUAAACUGAAGCGUAAGAUAGCAUGAAAAUAACAUGUAAUACUAGCAAUCUAAGAACAAGACACUAGCAGACUAAUCCUAAAAAACCCCGGUACAAGACAGAAAAAUGCUCGACGACGUAUCAACUUUCUACCCUAAUUCUCGACUUCCACACCCUCCUAUCAAGGGUCAUGUCCUCGAUAAGCUGAAGUCGUCCUGCCUGAUCACCUCUCCCCAAUACUUCUUUGGCCGCCCUCUACCUCUUCUCAUACCCACCAAAAUCAAUCGCUCACACCUCCUUACUGGAGCAUCUAAGCUUAUCCUCUUCACAUGACCGAACCAUCAAACCAUCGCUUCUCACAUCUUGUCCUCUAUGGGGGCCACGCCCACCUUUACCCGGAUAUCUUCAUUCCUAAUCUUAUCCAACCUAGUAUGCCGGCACAUCCAUCACAACAUCCUCAUUUCUACUACUUUCAUCUAUGAAUAUGGGAGUUCUUGACUGACCAACACUCUGGCCCAUACAAUAUAGUCAGUCUAACCACCACCCUGUAAAACUUACCUUUAAGUUUUGGUGGCACAUUCUUGUCAGACAAGACGUCAGACGCUAACCUCCAUUUCAUCCACCCCGCCCUAUAAGAUGUGUGACAUCCUCUCCCCAUUCCCUUGGAUAACAGACCCAAGAUACUUAUAACUCUUGGAGAUGACUUGUGAAUCAAGUCUCACGUCCAUGUCCGCUCCCUCCGUCACGUCGCUGAACUUUCACUCCAAGUAUUUUGUAUUAGUCCUGCUCAACUUGAAACCUUUAGACUCUAGAGUUGUCUCCAGACCUCCAACUAGUCGUUAAUACCGCCUCACGUCUCGUCAAUCAGUAUUCAGUACUAUGUCUCUAGAAUUAAUAGAAGGGAAUAAAAAAGAUAAAAGAGAGAGCAAGUGCUUGAAUGUGUACAUGAUCCAUUUUCUUGCCCAUGGCAUUCAGUCAGGAAGAGUACAUUGGAGUUUAAAAACAGUACAUGUUUAAAUGUUUUAUCAAAAGAAAGAUACAAUACAUGUGGAACAGUGUUAUAAAUAGCGCUCGCCUCAGCGCUAAUAGCGUGAGGCGAGGCGAGGGUGUGUCGCUUCAAUGCUUCUGUUGCGUUGCGAUUCCAAAUAGCGCUCGCUUCAGGGUGUGUUGCGUGAGGCGACUGUGUGGCGACUAGCGACUGUAGCAUCGUUAUUUUUAGAUUAAAAAAAGAGAAAGGGAGAAGACUUAAGUCGGGAAUUAGGGCUUCGAAUUAUUUCACCCGCGAACAAAAAAACUUCAGCGAUUAGGGCUUUUCACCUGCGAACAAACCAACGGUCUUCUCAGCCUUCUUCUUCAUCAUCUGGCUUCAUCUUCUUCAAGCUUCAACAGCGAAAAAACAGAGGUAUGCUUCUUCUUCCUUCUUCUUUCUUCUUUCUUCUUUCUAUUUUUUAUUUUUUUUCUUCUGUUUUUUGUCGAUAGAAACAGAGCCAAAUAGGGUCUUCUUUCUUCUUUCUUCUUCUCUUCUUCUUUCUAUUUUUUUUCUUCUGUUUUUUGUCGAUAGAAACAGAGCCAAAUAGGGUCUGUAUUUGUGCUGUUUUUGUCGAGCAAAAACUGAUGGUUUUCUUCUGCUCUUAUUUUUUUUUUUUUUUGCUCUGUUUUGUUUUCUUCUUUAUUUGCUGUUUUUCUAGAGGCAAAAUUUCAUUUUUGUUCUUCUUUCUUUGCUGUUUCCAAAGGCAGAAUCAAUUUUUUGUUUUGCUAUGUUUUUUUGUCUUUUUUUCUUUGCUGUUUUUUUCCAGAGGCAGUGUUACUGUUUCCAAAGGCAGAAUCAUUUUUUUUGCUCUAUUUUUUUUGUCUUCUUUAGAUAGUAGAAUUAAUUGCAUAUUGACUUGACAAUUUUUUCUAUAAAACAGCGUUGGGAUGGCGUCAUCCGAUAAUACUAAACGAAAUGAUAUAGCUUGGAAUUAUGCUAUACAAGGCUCGUCAAGAUUCGCAAUUAAAUGUGUGUUUUGUCAAAAAACAUACAAUGGUGGGAUAACUCGUCACAAGCAACAUAUGAUAGGUGGAUUUAAAAAUGUAAUACAAUGUUCCACUUGUCCGCCCGAGGUUAGGGAGGAAGUAAAGGCGUUUGUUGAAAAGAAAAAUAUGGCAAGAACUCAAAUGAAUUAUGAAGCAUCGGUGAAUCUAAUUGACGAAGAUGAUGAAAUGGAUGAAUAAGGUGAAAUGGGACCUCCCCCCCCCCCCCUAAAACUCAUAAGAUAAAUCCAAAUAUGUCUAGUGGGUCAUCCACGGCACGUACGGUGACAAAAGGUCCUCUCAAUCUUUAUUUCUCGGGAAAACAACAAGAAAGGGGAAAAAGUGAAGAAGGUUCAGGUUUAGAAGCCAAGAAGAUUUUGAGGGAUCGCGCCGUCAGUGCCUUUGCAUCAUGGAUGUACGAUGCGGGGCUUCCUUUCAACUGUGUCAACUACAAAACUUUUGACAAAUUCAUUGAGGCCGUAGGACAAUAUGGCCCAGGAAUGAAGCCUCCUAGCUAUCAUGAAGUUAGAGUAACUCAUCUUAAAAAGGAGGUGAAGAAGAUAGACCAAAUUAUUGAGGAGCAUAAAGUGGAAUGGAACAAGUUUGGAUGUUCCAUUAUGAUGGAUAAACGGACAGCACGGAAUGGAAAAAUGAUCAUAAAUGUGUUGGUGAACUCCAAGAGGGAGUGUUUUUCUUGAAUCUCACGAUGCUAGCAACUCUUCUACGGAUGGAAGCAAAAUGCACAGCUUGUUAGAAAUACUAUUGAUAAAAUUGGAAAGGAAAAUGUUGUACAAAUUGUUACAGAUAAUGCUAGUGAGGAUGUUAGUGCGGGGAAGAUGAUGGAAGCUAUGUAUCCAAACAUUUAUUGGACUCCAUGUGCUGCCCAUUGUUAUCAACUUGAUGCUUGGUAACAUAUUCAAGGAAUACCCAUAUGCUUCAGGUAACUUUAAUAUAGUUAUCUUUAAAGCCUUUAACUUUAUUUAUACUAAUCCUAUUAACUAUUAAGUAUUAAGUAUUAACUAUAAAAUUAUUAUUGUUACUUUUACAGUUUUCAGGCCGUUAAGGCAUAUGCUUACAUCAGUCAGAGGCCGUUGUUGUUGAAUUUGAUGAGGAAAUUCACAAAUGAAAGAAAUUUGGUGAGACCGGCCAAGACUAGAUUUGCAACGGCUUUCUUAACUUUACAUAGUUUUUACUUGCAAAAGAAAAAUUUGAGAAGGCUAGUUCUUUCGAAUGAAUGGAAAGAUAAUAAAUAUGCAAAGGAAGCUGCGGGGAAAGAAACUGCCAAAGUUCUUAUUUGUCCAUCAUUCUGGAAUGACGUCGUUCGGGCUCUUAAAGUUGGUGGUCCUUUGAUUAGGGUGCUUCAUAUGGUGGAUGGGGAGAAAAAACCAUCAAUGGGCUAUCUUUAUGAAGCUAUGGAUAGAGCCAGAGAGAGUAUUGCAGCGUCAUUUGAUGGAGAUGUUAGGAAAUAUGAGAAAGUUUUUGAGAUAAUUGAUACCAGGUGGAACAAUCAACUCCAUCGACCUUUGCAUGCAGCAGGCCAUCUUCUGAACCCGGGAUUAUUUUACAAGAACACUAGAGAUAAAACUUUGGAUUCAGAAGUGUGGAUUGGAUACCAUGCAUGUCUUGAGAAGUUGAUCCCUAAUUCAGCGACGACAGAUCAAAUAGGGGAGGAGUUUGGUAAGUACUCACAAGCAGAGGGCCUAUUUGGUUUACCGGCUGCCAUUAGAGCAAGAGACAUAAGGUCGCCAGUUGAAUGGUGGAAGCAAUUUGGACAUCAAACUCCAAACUUGCAAAAGUUUGCCAUCAAAGUAUUAAGCCUAACUUGUAGUGCAUCUGGAUGCGAGAGAAAUUGGAGCGUAUUUGAGCAUGUAAGAAGUAGAUUUAUUAUAUUAAUAUAUUCUAUAUUGUAUUAUUAUUAGUAUCUAUUAAUCAAUCUAAAUAACGUAUGGGCAGAUUCACUCCAAGAAAAGGAAUAGGCUUGAGCUAUCACGUCUCAAUGAUCUAGUGUAUAUUAAAUACAAUAGAACAUUGAGGCGACGUUAUGAAGCUCGCGAUACCAUUGAUCCAAUUUUGUUGGACAACAUUGAUGAGGCAAAUGAAUGGUUAACUGGAGCCUCCCAAAAUCAUGAAGAUGAACAAGUGUAUGAAGGAGAUGAUCUUGAUUGGGGUACUGUUUCUAUGGCCAUUGGAGUUGAGGAGAAUAUCUAUGGACUUAGAGGGAGUUCUUCAAGUUACAAGGGAAAGGGAGUAGCAAGUUCAAGCCGGUCCCUAAUUGAUGAAGAGUUCGAGGAUGAAGAAGAUGAUAGCCAAUAUAAUGCUAACAUUCAUGAAGUUGUAGAAUUUGAAAAUCUUGAAGAAGAAUAGAUGUUGCUUGUUUUAGAGUUUAG